AUGGAUCUACUGGCGUUAAUUGUGAUGGCAGCAAACAUAUUUACUGCGGCCAGUGUACCAACAACUGCCAGCACACAUGAGUCCCUGUUCUUAACUCCACUUCUAGAUCAAGGUAACAUCCAUGCUGCCAAAGAAAGGAGCCGGGUAGCCGAGGACACGAUUCAUAACAUUCCGGCAAGUCACUCUGGUUUUAUCACCGUGGACAAAGAGCUUGGGAACCAUCUUUUCUUUUGGUACUUCCCUUCUCAACUCAACGCAUCAGCCCCGCUUCUUUUAUGGCUCAAUGGAGGUCCGGCUGUUUCAUCCAUGGUUGGAUUGUUCUGGGAGCAUGGUCCAAUGGAAGCUAAAAUGACAGAAGAAGGAGUCGAACUAACCCACAGAAAUUAUACCUGGGUGGGUCCAUUCUCAGUUGUUUAUGUUGACAAUCCGGUAGGAACCGGUUACAGCUUCUCAGAUCAAGGCGAAGCCGGUUACAAGGCGACGCAAGAUGGCUACACCGCUGAUUUGUAUAGCUUCGUUUUGCAGUUCUUCAAAAUGUUUCCUGAGCACAAAAGGCGAGACUUCUACCUUAGUGGACAGUCUUACGCUGGCAAGUACGUACCUGCUCUUGCAUACAAAAUCCACCAAAAAAAUGAAAAUGAGACCAAUAAGAUUCCUCUUCGAGGCAUAAUACUUGGUGGUCCAUAUUUCGACCCCAGAACUCAACAUCCUGCAUAUUUCAGCCACCUGUACAGCCUUGGUGUCAUAAGUAAAGCAGAUUCGCUCAUAUACAGAAACGAAUUGUUUGAUUUACACCGGCAAUUUCGAUCUGGAAAACAUACCAAUACCACAUGGUUUGAAAUUACAGACACAAUCCUUCGUUAUAACGAAAUUCCACUUCAGAGUUUUGACAAUUAUGUCAGUAAACAAAAUGUUGAGUACAGUACAGUGACGGCUGCAAUGAUGUUACCUGAAAUACAAAGGGCGCUAAACGUAGGAAACAACCACACUUUUGUGUUUCCCAACCUAAAUUUGAUGAACGAGUUUAUUCCAGAUUUUUUCGCAAGCUCCAUUAGAAAGAUGGCUUUUAUACUGAACAACUAUAAAGUACUCAUCUUCAACGGUGAUUACGACUUGGUGACCAGUUCUGCUGUGGUAGAAGCCGCAUUGCUGGCGACACCGUGGCUUAAGCAGAAUGAUUACCGUGAAAGCCGAAGGACAUUUUGGACUGAAGAUGACCGUUUGAAAGGAUUCUUUUCCCAGACUGGUCAGUUUUGCCGGGUCGUUGUCCAUGGCGCUGGACACCAGGUCCCUCAUGAUAUGCCAGACGUGUCCUUGGAGAUGGUCACUCAUUUCCUGCAGGAUGGCUGUAUCAAACUAAACCAUAAUACGACUUCCUCUUAA
Messenger RNA from Candidula unifasciata, 1383 nucleotides. The record is from the annotation of a GenBank genome assembly. Lineage: Eukaryota; Metazoa; Mollusca; Gastropoda; Stylommatophora; Geomitridae.